GUCAAUGUUCAGUCGUGUUUCGUUGUUGAAUAUUAUCGGUUGCGUUUGACGCUUCGAUAUUUCAAUAAAGUGGUAAAUAAAACGUCUACGUCGUUUCAUUCUGGCAAACAUAGUAUACCAUGUUCAUGUAUAAAAAGAAUCUGGCUAAUGCUUCCAGGUAUCUAACUAAAUACUUAAAACUCAGUGUGCGACAGGUGUUGUACUACUGUUAGAACAUAUUAUAUGUGUUAUAUGUACAUAUAUACAUUCUGAAAAACGGCAGCGAUGCAUAUUUGAUCGUGAAUGUGUUUUAUAAAUAAAUUUCAAGAAAUAUAUUAGAAAGAUUCAUUAAAACAUAAACAGUCUGUGUGUGAUUAAAUAAUUUAAUAAAGAGCAAGAGGUGAUUGAUGUCAGUGUUGCUUAUUUAACUACUUAUUACUAAUACAUACAUAUGUAUAAAAAGCUUACAUUCGAGAUUUCCAAGAAAAAUUAAUUAAAUAGUAAAACAAAUUAUGAAAAUUAUACAAAUACGAUCGAGUCAUUUAAUAAAGUGAAUUAAAACUGAUUUAACCUAGAAGUGUCGGCAGUAACUCAACAUCAACAGCAGUCAUCAAGCUUUCGGUACAUUUUUGAGACUUAAUGGAAAUUAUCUCAAAUAAAGUUAUCUACAUAAUACAUAAACAAUCACAGUUGAAAAUUGCUUUGAAUUGUAUUUUGAGUGGUUUUUGUGAGAAAAAGAAAACACGGAAAUAUCUUAGAAUUUAAGGCAUAUCUACAUACGUAUAUACGGAUGCAAAGAAGGCAGAUGUUCUAGAAAAGCUUUAAACGGGUCAUGAGACAAACUCAAAUAAAUACAAGUACUACACACAUUUGUUCCAUUAUUAAUUGCUCUAGCUAAUGAAAUUUCCAUAAAGCUGUCAAAAUGACGUAGUACUGUGUGUCCGAUAAAUAAUCGUAAAAUUAUGCCAAUUUGGAUCGAUUCUGAAUAAUAAUAACUAUACAAUAUUGUCCGAAUGAGACUGUGAUAGUGGUAAUAAAAUAUACUUGAGACUGCAAUUGCAAAUAACAGCAGCAACAAAAUGCAGUCGGAGCGAAAACAGCAAAUUGCACUUGUUGCCUCCAUUUCUCUGAUAUUUAUGCUCAAUUUGUUGCUGACGACAGCAGCGGCCAAAGAGAAUAUACCAACCGCGAGCAUAUACGCAAAUGAUGAUUUGCGAGAUGAAUAUAAAACAUAUGAGCAAUAUAGCCAACAAAAUCGGAAACAUCAGCACCAUCAACAGCAGCGGAGACAGCAGCACAAGCAUCGCCGACAUGAGUUGCAUGAACGCGAAAAACGUGAAGGUAGCCAGUUGGAGCAGACAUAUGAUGGACCAGACAGGUCGAAUCAGCAUCGUACACAUCAACACCAGCAGCAACAGCAUACGCAGCCUCAUCAUCAACAACAGCAGCACUCUCGUCAACAUCGUCAGCAUCGCGGCCACACACAAAAUCCCGCAGUUGGUGGAUAUGCUGCAAGUUACCUCAGCGGUAGCGGUAAUUAUCCUGCGUCGUUCUCAUCCGAUGCUUCGUCCUCUGCGUACUACAAACGCUACUCACGUGACUCACGUGAUUCGUCGGCUUUUCCGGCACGUGAGCGUAAGCCAAAUAUUAUUCUAAUACUCACCGAUGACCAGGACGUCGAGUUGGGUUCUUUGAAUUUUAUGCCGCGUACACUACGUUGGUUACGAGAUGGCGGCACUGAGUUCCGGCACGCUUACACCACUACGCCAAUGUGCUGUCCGGCGCGGUCAUCAUUGCUAACCGGCAUGUACGUGCAUAAUCACAUGGUCUUCACCAACAACGACAACUGCUCGAGCCCACAAUGGCAGGCCACGCACGAAACUCGCUCCUUCGCCACAUAUCUCUCGAAUGCGGGCUAUCGCACUGGGUACUUUGGCAAGUAUCUGAACAAGUACAACGGAUCGUACAUCCCACCAGGUUGGCGGGAAUGGGGUGGUCUCAUUAUGAACUCGAAAUAUUAUAAUUACAGCAUCAAUAUGAAUGGGCAGAAGAUCAAGCAUGGAUUCGAGUAUUCAAAGGACUAUUAUCCAGAUUUGAUAGCAAAUGACUCAAUCGCAUUUUUACGAUCAUCGAAACAGCAAAACCAAAGAAAACCUGUGAUGUUGACUAUGAGUUUCCCAGCGCCGCAUGGUCCCGAAGACUCAGCGCCACAGUAUAGUCAUCUCUUCUUCAAUGUAACGACACAUCACACACCAUCUUAUGACCACGCGCCCAAUCCAGACAAACAAUGGAUACUGCGCGUUACUCAACCGAUGGAACCAGUUCAUAAACGCUUCACGAAUCUAUUGAUGACAAAGCGACUACAAACUUUACAGAGUGUAGAUGUUGCUGUUGAACGUGUCUGCAAUGAGCUUAAAGCUUUAGGUGAACUUGAUAAUACAUAUAUUAUCUAUACAUCCGACCAUGGCUAUCAUUUGGGUCAGUUCGGAUUGAUAAAGGGCAAAAGCUUCCCAUUCGAGUUUGACGUACGUGUACCUUUCCUAAUACGAGGACCAGGUAUACAGCCAGCAAGAGUUGUGGACGAAGUCGUCUUGAAUGUCGACUUAGCCCCCACUUUCUUAGAUAUUGGUGGUGUUUCAACGCCCCAGCAUAUGGAUGGACGCAGCAUCUUACCACUAUUAUUCAGUCGGCAGCGUAAUGUACGCGAACAGUGGCCAGAUACAUUUUUAAUUGAGAGUUCCGGGCGGCGUGAGACACCCGAACAAAUCGCAGAAUCUCGUUUACGGCUGCAAGCCGAUCGGCAAAAUAUGCGACUAGCGAAUAGUACUUUUAUAAACGAGUCACCGUUCAAUGACAAUACAACAGCAAGCUCGUUAAUAGAUCUUAUAGAUUUGGAAUCACGUGAAGAGCCCGAAUUCGAAGAAGACGUGGAUUCAGAAACUGCAAGAGAAGGGAGAAUGGGCACGGAAAUAAAAGAUGAUGCUGAAGAUGAUUUGGACACAGAUACUGAGGAUGAUGUUUCUUCAGGUGUUUUAGAUGAAGAUAUAGAAGAUGAUGCAGAAGAGGAAACAACACAGGAAGAAGGUUUAGAGCAGGAACAGCAGGAUCAGUUCGAUAAUAAUCUACCAAUGGCGCCAUAUAUGACGAAAAUGAUGCGCUUGAAUUCCGAAUGCUCUGAUCCGGCCUUGUUGGAAAAUUGUCGCCCGGGACAGAAGUGGAAAUGUGUAAAUGAGGAUGGUCGCUGGCGGAAACACAAGUGUAAAUUUCAUUUACAGCUUCAGCAUCAUCUCGAAGAAAUAUCUAAAUUUUCAAAGAAGGACACUAAACGCAAUUGUGCUUGCUUUACUCCCGAAGGUGUUGUUUAUACGAAAAUCAAAACGAACCGUAAUUAUUUCGAAGGCGAUCGUAUUCGAAAAAGAACUCAAAAUCAGUCAAAAUUUUCACGCCGUAACAAACGCUCAUUAGAUGUACACUCCGAUUUGAAUGAAGUGUUCCAUACAGAGCUGCCAUACGAGAUGGAAGAAUUGCUCGAUUUACAAGACACACUUUCGACUGUGGAAGAGCAUUUGACGAAAUCGAAGCGUAUCAAACGGGAGUUGAUGUCCAGUUUCUUCGAAACACCUUCUUCGGUCAGUGGCGCCGUAAAUGGUGGUGAAGGUGGAAAAGUGGGUCACAACUCAUCGAACGAUGCGAUCUCCAAAGUUAUACAGGAAAUACAAAACACACUCGAAACACUGGAAUUGAAAUUUAUCGCGCCGAAUGACUCACAGCAACCUAAUUCUACAACUACAUUGUCGGCAUCUGGCUUCGUACGCAGUGGUAAGUUUCCCAAGGUGGGGGGUCGUGUUGGCACACGUUGUUACAUUGAGUCGCAAACGGGUAAGGUCAACUGCUCCGAUGUUAUUUACGAUGACGAAAAGACGUGGCGUAAGUCUCGUAAUCAAAUUGAUAUGCUAAUCAAAGUGCUCAAGGACAAAAUAACACAUCUGAAGGAUAUUAAGAAGCAGAUGCGCGAGAACAAGCAACAACAACAGGGCCAGCAGCAACAGCAACAAUUGCACUACAAUUCAGGAAGGUAUUGGGACAGAGACUAUGUGCCACGCACAAGUGGUAGUAGUGUGAACAGACAUAGAGUAGAAGAUCAAGAGCAUGGUGAGGAGCUGCCUUACAAUAUAUCAGAUUACUUGGGGCGAAGGCAGAAAGCACGUCGUCGCAAUGGUGGCGGUGGUGGUGGUGGUGUUCACAAUAACAAUUUUGUGUAUCAGCGUGGUGGCUUCAAUCACCGUACAUACCAGCGACAACAUUUGCCUGUCGGCAGUAGCCGACGACGCUUCGAUAAACCAUUAGAAGGACGCGAAUUCGAUAUGAAUUAUUUUGCACAAGAACAAAUUGGUGUGGCAAAUACAUACAGCAAUGAUAUAAACAGUGAUAAUGGAAGUGGAGGUGGCACGAAUGGCUAUAGUAGUAAGAAUCCUUUUGGCAAAAGUCGCUUUCAGGGUCGCAAUAACAGUCAAAAUGGCGGUCACACACAAACACAGCGACGACGUCGCCCUCAAACACCAAAUGUAACGGUACCGCAAACAGUGCACACAUCAUCGACAUCAUCGUCGACCACGCGACCAACAACCAUGCGAACAAUGAACGGCAUGCGAACUACAACCACCACCACUCGAAUGUUGACAACCAAAGACCGAGAUUCAAUUGUGAACACUACAGCAAUUAAUUCCAAAACAGCCAUAAAUGAUGUUGCCACAACAACAUCCACUACAAUGAUACGCUUGCAGUGGUCCACAACAAAUUCACCGUCAGAUGUCAAUGUCAAUUCCAGUAGCAGUGAGGCUACCACUAAAGAACCACAUGGCAUCGAACAAUCGCUUAGCAAUGCUGGUCAAAAGGAAAUGUUCACGGGCUUGGGCAACGCACAUAAUGCUGACCCAUUUCAGCAACAAAAAGGCCAACCAGCUGAAUGCUAUUGCGAACCGGACACAGGGAGCUAUGCGGAUUCAAAGGAAAUUGCUCGUGAGGCACGUCGUAAGCUAAAGGAAGAGCGUCAGCGCAAAAAGGAACGCAAGCGUAUUAAGAAGGCACGUCUGGAGAAGGAAUGUCUUUCGGAGAAAAUGAACUGUUUCUCACAUGAUAAUAUGCAUUGGCGUACGGCGCCGCUUUGGAAUGAUAGUCCUUUCUGCUUCUGUAUGAAUGCCAACAAUAAUACUUAUUCAUGUGUGCGCACUAUAAAUGCAACACACAAUUAUUUAUACUGUGAAUUCACGACUGGACUGAUAACAUUUUACAAUUUAAAAAUUGAUCCCUUUGAAACCCAAAAUCGAGCAUCAACCCUAACAAGCGAAGAGAAAUCGUAUAUGCAUGAUACUUUGGAGAAGCUGAAGGGCUGUCGAGGAAAGGGCUGUACAAUCAAACGGCAUCAGAUUCAGCAUCAUCAACAACAAAACGAAAGUGCAGUGCGCUCACUGCAAAGGGGCACCAAACGAAAACAAGGUCUUGCACAAAGCGCUUCAGGUGUCAGUUCAUUUAUUUCCAGUCGCCUAGACUAUGAUGAGCCGCUGGCCAAGCGAAGAAAACUAUCAAAGUGGUCGACGCAUACAAAUUUGAAGCGUAAACCAUGGAAACAACAACAUCACUACCAUCGGCAACAACAACAGGAGCUCUACUAUCGACAACAACAUUUGCGACACCAUAGCAGCAACGCUGAAGGCGAAGCAGAAGCCGGCACGAGCGAGGCGAUUGAUGCAAUGGAGCAAGUGAAAAGUUUGCGGCGAAAUCGUUUCCACCAAGAAGUAAAUAGUUCAACUGUGCAACAACGACAACAGCAGCAAGAGCAGCAAGAGCAAAACGAAAAGAGUUUGCUAAGUAAAAGCAACAAAAGUGAUGACUUGGAGCGAAAAUUUAUUGCAAACGAAAAAGCAACAACAUCAGCCAAUCCAGAGUUAGGGGAAGAGCAAACUUUUACCAAAGUUUUAGAUGUAAAUGAUACUAACAUGACAGCAACAGCAACAACGGUAUCAACAGUGGCGACAACAACAACCACAACCAUACUCACAGCAGCAAUAUAAAUUAUAAAAGCAAACAUGCAGCAUUUGAGCAUAUCUUUCGCAUAUCAUUAAACAACACACACCAAUAUAAUAUGUUCAUUUAUUGAAUUACUUAUGUUGUGCGCUCAAAAGCAAAUGAAGCUAUUUUAUAUUAUAUUCGCAACUCCACACUUACAUUUACAUAUGUUUAUAUAUGGAUGUAAUUACACGCCAGCGAGUCACGGCUACCGAAAUUCCAAUAUACUGAGAGAAUUUGCGCGUUAACUAACACAUACACAACGUGCAACUCAUAAAGUGUUUGCGUAAGAAAGGGAAGAACGAACCCACGUACACUAGAGUUUCUGUUAGAAUUGUCGAUUGGGCCUUAAAAAACUCAAAGAAACUUUGGCAGAAAUCUCUGGUAGCGCUGUCGGUGAUUUAACCGCUAUGUGGCUUGCAGGCUCAUAUUUGCAGACGCAAUCAAACUUACACAAAAGUGAUCAAAAUAUGCCGCAUAUAACUUUAUUAUUAUGCAUAUACAUUUAAACUAAUGCAACAUUCGCGGCUUUUUUCAUUUUUCAUGUAUACCCAGUCCUUUUUUUUUGUAUUUAAACCAAUAAAUAACAAAAAAUUUGUAAAUUUAUACAAAUAUAAAAAUAUUUAUAAUAUUCAGGCUUAUAAGCAGGCUAUUUAGAUAUUUAUUUUCGAAUAGUUAUAUAAAAGCAGUUGCGCUACACUUGAAAUAGCCAAUGCAGAAAAUUAAAGUGAUGUUAAGUGAAUAAUAAAAAUUUCAAGUAAUUAUACAAAUAAAAAUUCAUGAAUUAUAUGUGCAUGUGCAUAUACGUACGUAUAUCUGCAAAUGUAUAACUCAUAGUUUUUGUUUUCUUAAUAAGACUGUUUUAGUAGAUUAACAUUAUAACUAAGCAACAGAUAUUGCCACAAACUAAACUAAUUGUAUGUUAAAUGUUUGCAACUUAUCUGCAGAAAUACAUACAUAUGUAUUUAUAUGACUGGCUAGAUGUUUGACAUUGACUAAUCGUAUUGUUAAUGUUAAAAAUAGUAAACUUAAAAAUAUUUUAAGUUAAAAGCUAAUAAAAAGAAGCAACAAAUUUACCAAAAACAAGUUAAAUUGCAAUAUAAUAAAUAUGUUAAAAGCAUAAGCUUAUGCGCAUUUAGACACUCACUUGACACGUAACACACAAGCUUGUGCAUUUACCCGAAGAAAAUAAUUCGAUUUGAGCUUGUAAGUAACCUAGAAAAAUAAUGCAUAAAUUGUAAACUAACAACUAUAUAAUGUACAUAUAUACAAUACAUAUUUAUACAUAUAUUUCCUUUUUGAAAUUAUCGUUUAUGAAUUUUUGUAAGCUAACAUUAUGAUAAUUGUUCAUUAUUUCUGUCUUUAUCAACACAACAAAACUUGUUUUGUAAAUUGUAAAUGUUUUCUUAAAAGUUUAACGCAAUACUCUUUAAUUAUCAUCUCUAAUGCAAAAUAUAAGUCUUUAUUCUUCUUAUUCUUAUAUUCUGGUGUAGAAUUUCAAAAAAAUCGUUUUUUUUCAUAUUUUCAAAGUUUAACUAUUUAUAUAUAUAUAUA
Bactrocera oleae (olive fruit fly) is the source of this 7599-nucleotide messenger RNA. RefSeq names its product Extracellular sulfatase Sulf1 (gene Sulf1). Gene Ontology annotation, molecular function: N-acetylglucosamine-6-sulfatase activity; glycosaminoglycan binding. The record is from RefSeq and is a predicted model, not a curated record. Lineage: Eukaryota; Metazoa; Arthropoda; Insecta; Diptera; Tephritidae.